This is a messenger RNA of Staurois parvus, 337 nucleotides long. The record is from the annotation of a GenBank genome assembly. Lineage: Eukaryota; Metazoa; Chordata; Amphibia; Anura; Ranidae.
AUGCUUAGUACACAUCAGGGGCGGACUGACAACUCAUGGGCCCCUGGGCAAUAGGGGAUCAUGGGGCCCCUGUGUCCUUGCCCAAACUCAAAAAAGCCUAUGAAAAAGGUAAAAGGGGCAUCUUAUGGGGCCCCCUACUGACCCGGGCCCUUGGGCAGUGCCCGAGUUUCCAAAUGGUCAGUCUGCCCCUGCUACACAUUGAUUGGAUGUGCAGGGUGUGCAGCUAGACCUGGAACAGGUCUAUCUGCUCUGUCAAUGUGGCACAUGCUGCUUCUAAAUGUUUUCUGUGCUAGAGUUUAGUUAAUUCCCCUGCUUGUUUAUUUUAUUUACUGUUAGC